This is a messenger RNA of Dissoconium aciculare CBS 342.82, 1137 nucleotides long. RefSeq lists its product as uncharacterized. Bases 242 to 1051 code for a protein of 269 amino acids. The transcript has 2 exons. NCBI's taxonomy places the organism in Eukaryota, Fungi, Ascomycota, Dothideomycetes, Mycosphaerellales, Dissoconiaceae. The record is from RefSeq and is a predicted model, not a curated record.
GUCCACGGGUUUACGGCACAGUUUCAGAAGCGAGGAUCGCGGGCGAGUUUGCGACGAUUAUUGAUGAGUCGCGAAUGCAUGGUGGCUGUGUCGGAGGUAAAUAUAUAAUACAUCCUUCGACUGUCUGGGCCAAAGCAUACCGUUCCAAGUCACCAAUCUACCUAGGUAUCUAAAUUGUUUACGCGAAUAGCUUUCAUUAACAAACAUCGCGACUAUACGUCACAUAGCAUUUUGUGGUAGCAUGGCUACAGUACAUCAAAAUUCAGAAAACUUCAUUCAGGCAUUGUCAGAAGCCUCUCGACAGAAUCAGACGCUCCUACAAAUACUUGCACAGACCGAAUAUGCAAAGCCCUCGUCCAAGACCAAUGCGGCAUACAUCGCCGAUCUCCAGGCCCGUAUCGCUAAGACCGACAAGGAACUGGCAAUACUCCACACCAUCACGGAGGACGAGCGCAAGGACCACGUCAAGUACCGUGAGAGCACGGUGAAGCGCUUCGUCUACAAACUCGGUGGAUCCAAAGGCGAAAAGAAAUUUAGCGACAAGGCAAGUAAAGAGGAGCGCGAGUUCGUCGAAGCAUGGCAAAAAGAGCGCGAGCGCCGCGAGUCUCGUGAUGAGCUCGAUCGUGCCCUAAAACAAGCCGAGUCUGAUCGCAUCAAGCUCGAAGCCGAUACGGCUCGGAAUGAGAAGGCUCAGGCGGAGCUUGAUGCUCUGUAUCAGGCCAUCUUUGGUGGACCGACACCCGAGCUAGCCGGCGAGGAUCAGCUAGAAGACGCAGUACGUCGGUCGACCGAACACUUCCAUGCAAGCCAGUCACAACUCAAGGUGGAGCAGCAGGCAUUGGAAGCUUUGCGGGAAGCCAAGGUUUCGUUGGACAAGGCUGCCGCUUUCAUGCAAGAUGCCGAGCGUGCAUCCCAAGGCGACAUUUUCGGAAUGCCAUUUGCCGAUUUUAUGGAGCGAGAUGCUUUGUCGUGCGCUCAAUCAGCUAUGCACAGCGUCCGAGAACAACGUGAGUCGUCUUGCAUUCGGAGUAUAACGCUGACGCAGCAUUGAACACCACCGCUCUGUGCCGAUUUGACACUUGCCGCAACGAUGGGCUAACCUGUACUCUCCCUUAGACAUCCGCGCGAAACACUUCC